CAUCAGACAUUGGAUAGCGAGUAUCUUCGACUUCCCGAGUUCUCAUUCGCCGCCGCCCGCCGCCGCGUACAUGGCUGCACUCAAGGAACUUUAGUUCGCCACUCCAACACCACCCGCCGCAUCGCGGCCGUGUUCGAUGCGGUACACGAGCCACGCGAGCAGUCAACCCUCGUAUUGGAAAAAAAGAGUGUCCAAGAAAUGUGGUGCUCUGUGGGUGGCCCCAUUCGUGCUUCUGAGUCGGGAGCGAAACAAGCCACUUGUCUCACAGAAGCUAGAAGCCCAUCGGGAGGGUAA
This is a messenger RNA of Colletotrichum abscissum, 294 nucleotides long. RefSeq lists its product as uncharacterized. Lineage: Eukaryota; Fungi; Ascomycota; Sordariomycetes; Glomerellales; Glomerellaceae. The transcript is spliced from 2 exons. The annotation marks the transcript as partial. The record is from RefSeq and is a predicted model, not a curated record.